UUUUUGUAACAGAAAACCAUGCAGAAUGGCUAAAGUUAUUGAAAUAUCAAAACAUGUCAUCGAGCCGACCGCUCGUGACCGUAGUGCGGGCCGGACGCCACAGCUUCUCGGAGGGAAUGCACUUGCAGCAACGCCUGGCAAAGUCUUCCCAGAUUCUGGAUCCGCCCUCGGAGUUCCACAAUUACCUGGUCCUGCAGGAGCACGACCCCGUCUACACAGUCGGCCUGAGGACAAAGGACUACACGGAAGAGGAUGAGCAUCGACUCCGCCGGCUGGGAGCCGACUUCCAUCGCACGGAUCGCGGCGGCCUGAUCACGUUCCACGGCCCCGGCCAGUUGGUGGUCUACCCCAUCUUGCACUUGCGCCAGUUUAGAGCGAGCAUGCGCUGGUACGUGGCCACGCUUGAGCGGACGGUCAUCGAGGCCUGCCGCCAGCUGGGCAUUCCCAAUGCCACCACAACCAAGGACACCGGCAUCUGGGUGGACAACAAGAAGAUCUGCGCUAUCGGUGUUCACGGCUCCCGUUACGUCACCACGCACGGGAUUGGCCUCAAUUGCUGCACGGAUCUGCGAUGGUUUGAGCACAUUGUUCCCUGCGGAAUUAAGGACAAGGGUGUGACCUCACUUAGCAAGGAGCUGGAUAGACAUGUCCCCAUCCAGGAGGCCAGCAGCGCACUCCUGAGAAGCUUCGCCAAUGUGUUUGAAUGCCGUCUGCAGGAUCAGACAAAAGGCAAAGUAACAAACAAUUAGGAGGUUCAAUAAGCAUUUUUAAGCAUUCAGUACAUAAAACAAAGAUUUCUUACUUGAACUAUCGGUCGAUUUUUCUGAUCUAAUGCACUCACUGAAGUAUGGACCUAUACUACUAAUUAGUUGAAUCAGUUGAGCUCAUUAUAACCUGUUUCAAACAAACUUUGAUUUCACAAUUUUUAUCACUUUUUCAAGGUUGAGGCUGACAAUUAAGACAGUUUUUUGACAGGAAGUAACCAAAAAUGUAAAUUUUUCUAUUCUUUGUAAUAUUGUAUUUCUCGGAAAGAAUGUCCGCGUUAAGCUAAACAACAGUGAGUAGUUUGUUCUACUGAACGCUUAUGAUACAUAAUGAAGUCAACACCUUACAAUUACAAUUUUACAAUUAUAAGGAUACUUCACCCAAACCGAGUCGAACUAGACAUGUCCGUUUGUCCAUCCAUACGCUGAGACAAUGGAAGAUUAAAAGUGCACGGCUCGACAGAUUUGAUUGCAGAAAGCAAUCGAUUGACUCUCUUUGGUUGACGAAUGCCCCUUACUCAUCUAAAAAUCAAAUCGGUCCAUUCAUAAACGAAAUUAGAGUAAAAUGAGACAAUUCGCUGGAAUUUAAAUUUAAUAUAUGCAGUUAAGGAGGUGCCUUGAAGCCAAUGUUUACUUCCGACGAGUUCCACAACGCUCUAACUCAGUACAAUACUCAAAUACAGUAUUUAGCAUACAUUUUGGUACAUGCUUUUGGGUAUUUGUAAUAAUUUGAAUGUUGCAAAAUCCUGCGAAAUUGCAGUUUUAUAGCUAUUCCCACGCAACACCUCAUUUUUCACACCAUGCUCGAACACAGGUACACAUGCGCAAACAAUUUUUUACCAAAUUUUUCGACCCAAUUAAGUAGGUAUCUAUCUAUUGAUCUCGUCAAUAUAUGGCACUCUCUAAUGCCCACAAACGCUGUUAUCGCUAAAUCUGUCUCCCGCCCACAUUACCAUCUAUUGAAAUGGAAGAUAUGUGGCGCUUUGCUUUCUUCAUUUUUCAUUUAAAAAUUAAUGGAUUAGAGCCUUACUUUGACAAACAAAUUAAUAUGAUUGGAUAAAUAAUGCCAGCGCUUGAAAAAUAUGAACAAUUUAAUUUUGGUCGACUGUAAGUAGAAAUAAGGAAGAACGCUAAAGUCGAGGGCCUCGACUAUCAGAUACCCGAUACUCAGCUUAAGAGAGAAAAUCGGUAUUUUAGGGCGCCUUCUACCUUUUCAGUGGAUGUUAUGUGAGCGGCAGACUGAUUUAGGCGUUUGAGUGGGUGUGGCACAUUUAGGUCAGUCGAUAGGUAUUGAUGAGACAAACACAUUUCAGUUAAAAUUUUGUUUCUAUCGUAAAAACUGUAGGCGCUACAGACCCCGAUGAAAAAAACUUGCGCUGGACAGGAAGCCCAGGAAUCUGCAUGCCAAGUCUGACCGUUCCAGAACUCAGGCUUUUAAUUAUGAUAGUAGUGGUAUGUAGUAGUAUGUAGUCGGGUAAAUCCGUCCUUAUGAACGCUGAGAUCUCGGAAACUACUGGGCUUCCUGCGCAGCUUAAGUUUGUUUCACCUGGGUUCCACGCCCUAUCUAAAGCCCACAAUCCGCAGAACACUCGAAAAAAACUAACUAAAAUGUAUUUGCCGCCCAUAUACCAUAUAUUGAAAUAGCGAGUAGGUGAUUGUUACUAGCUUCAGUAAUUAAAAAAAUUCGUUUUAAUAAUUCCUUUAUUAUUUCUCUGACCGUUUGUCUGACACCUAUGUUUUAGAGCUACCAAAAAUUAUAUUCCCAACAGUAUAAGAUAAUAUGUCAAAAAACAACGAAGCUAUAAUUUGUUUCAUAUUAUUUUCCCACCAAUUUUCCGAUCAUUCCUAUGGCAGCUAUAUGUUACAGUGGUCGGAUUUUGAUAAAAUAUUCAAAAUUCAGAACUAAUUAAAAAAAUAUCUUUUCCAAGCGUAGGAGGUUAUAUGUUAAAAGCACCAAAAAUAUAAAUAAAAAAAAUUCCCGCAGCUCUGUUGCGUAUAACAAA
Molecule: messenger RNA, 2767 nt
Organism: Drosophila biarmipes
Lineage: Eukaryota; Metazoa; Arthropoda; Insecta; Diptera; Drosophilidae
Gene: Lipt2
Product: putative lipoyltransferase 2, mitochondrial
Exons: 1
Coding region: 54-749 (231 amino acids)
Biological process (GO): protein lipoylation
Cellular component (GO): mitochondrion
Molecular function (GO): lipoyl(octanoyl) transferase activity
Source: RefSeq, a predicted model, not a curated record